UGCUUAUGAAAUAUAUUAUAUUGCAUUUUAUGCGUAAUUCUGUUUAGCCUAUACUGUAUAUAUGCAUUUUCAAUUAUUUGAUGAACCGACAUCUGUCUUGAGUUCAACAUCCAUAGAUGAUAUCAGUGUUCCAGGAGAAAUCACAAACACAAUACUCCCUCUGCAGCUCUCAGUGAAGAAAAGAAGAGCGGGACAGGAGAGACGCAGACAGGCAGAGAAUGAUAGAGGGGUCUGUUUGUGGUGUCGUGGAGGCAGUGCUGUCUUCUCAGGUUCCAGCAUCGCCACACUGCUCAGCAGCAGAUAAUGAGCUUAGCCACUCUUGCUUGCGUACAUCAGUGCACAGGGGUUAGUUUCUGGAUUAACACACCCCGCUUGCAACUUAUCCAGCAAUCCCUCUAUAUGUUCUCCUUGUUUUGGGAGCACUGCUGACCUUUUUGCAAAGUUUUUGAUUUAAAAGUUUUGGAUCAGCUGAUGAACUACGAGUUGUCGGUUAUGGCCUCCAAACAAAUGAGCAGGAGGAGGUGAAGCUGGACAAUUGAAUCUAAGUGGGUGAGACUCCCACCAUUUCAGAUACCAGGACAGGGGGUUGCUCUGUCCACCCGACAGAAACAACCUUAUGCUACUCAUCAAUAACAAGGUCAGUGAUGAUGGGAGCUCAGCACAGUCCCUCCAAGAGGGGCAAGCCAUGGUGGACUCCCUUACAAAGGUGGUGGCAUGUUACCGGCACCUGGCUUCCUGUGUUGGUGGUUGCACAGACAGUAGGAGUUUGCGCCGUGAACUCCAGCAGACACGUGAGCGCGCUCAGACUCUCACACUAUCCUGUCGUAACCACCUAACAACCCGACUGAGGGACAAAACCCUGCCUGAGGAGGAAAGGAAGGUGACAGAGCUGCAGUGGGUGGCUUUCUCCUCUUGCUUGGAGCUUUUUUAUGCAGACAUGUGCAAAGUUUAUCACAUGGGCAACUGUUUCUCGGUGGCCAACAACAGUGCCACGGUGCAGACGGGCAUGCAGGGAGGUACGACAGAAGUAGCAGCUCAUGCUCUGAGCAUGCCUGAUCUGCAGGAGGAGCAUGGAGAGCAGACGGCCAGUAUUGAGGGCCUUGAGCAAAGCCAGCUGGAGCAAGAGAUUGCGCAAGUGGACCGCACUCUGGAAGACAUGGAGAUGAAGGUGAAUGUGCUGCGCUGGACAGUGGAGGCACGAGGGCCCCAGUACAGUGAGCCGCUCAGCUCUGACAGCGCUUCAUUGGCGCUCCUGUGCACUGAUGAGGAGGAGGCACAGGCACAUCUCUGUGAUCGGAGCCAGAUGUUCGUGGUGAUGCUGUUAGGUGGUGUGGCAGCCAUUGCUGUGGCACUGUCAGUGUGUGUAGUUUUCUUGGUCUGAGCCUACAUUGCUUGGAGAGCCUUGAAAUCUCAGAAAUUUUCCAAAGCCAACAAUGACUGGGGAAGGGGGGGGGUGUGUGUUCCCACAUAAAAGUCUCCCACAUAAGAGUUUCAGAGACAUUUACUUACUAGAUAUAAAGACAUGUAAAUCCCAAGAAUAUUAUGAUUUUGGAAACUCUGAGAAAAUGCUUUCUUAAAAAACAUUUCAUUAGCUGGUCCCAU
Messenger RNA from Ictalurus furcatus (blue catfish), 1602 nucleotides. RefSeq names its product regulator of G protein signaling 9 binding protein (gene rgs9bp). NCBI's taxonomy places the organism in Eukaryota, Metazoa, Chordata, Actinopteri, Siluriformes, Ictaluridae. The record is from RefSeq and is a predicted model, not a curated record. The coding region runs from base 617 to 1381 and encodes 254 amino acids. Gene Ontology annotation, biological process: G protein-coupled receptor signaling pathway. Gene Ontology annotation, cellular component: neuron projection. The transcript has 3 exons.